AGAGUGAUGGUCCAAACCACCGGUUCGAACCGGCGCUCUCGUACGAAAACAAAAGAGAAGAAACACUCUUCCCCCUCCCGUUAGAGCGAAAGAGCGAGAGAGAGAGAGAGAGAGAGAUGAGCGGCGAUGGCGAAGCCCCGACGAUCCCUCCCAACAUGACCAUCUACAUCAACAACCUCAACGAGAAGAUCAAAAUCGAUGAACUUAAGAAGUCGCUGCAUGCUGUUUUCUCUCAAUUUGGGAAGAUACUAGAAGUCCUUGCUUUUAAAACAUUAAAACACAAAGGACAAGCAUGGGUAGUAUUUGAGGAUGUUUCGUCAGCAAGUGAGGCUCUCAAGCGGAUGCAAGGAUUUCCCUUCUACGACAAACCUAUGAGAAUUCAGUAUGCUAAGACCAAAUCAGACAUAAUAGCAAAGGCUGAUGGAACUUUUGUCCCUCGAGAAAGACGGAAGAGGCAUGAUGAUAGAGCUGAAAGAAAGAGGCGGGAACAGCACCAUGAUGCCAAUCAAGUUGGUCUGGGUUUGAAUUCCUCUUAUCCUGGUGUUUAUGGAGCUCCACCUCUCUCUCAGUUGCCAUACUCUGGAGGUGCCAAGUCUAUGCUUCAGGAAGCACCAGCCCUUCCAAACAAUAUACUCUUCGUUCAGAAUCUCCCGCACGAAACUACACCUAUGAUGCUCCAGAUGCUCUUCAUACAGUAUCCUGGCUUUAAAGAAGUGAGGAUGAUCGAGGCGAAGCCCGGGAUUGCUUUCGUCGAGUAUGGCGACGAGAUGCAGGCGACCGUGGCCAUGCAGGGCCUUCAAGGUUUCAAAAUCACGCAGCAGAACCCGAUGCUUAUUACAUAUGCAAAGAAGUAGGGAGAGAGAAUUUUAAAGCCCUUUCACUUUAGGGCUGUACAUUAUCUUUAGAUUAUGGAACACAUUUUGCCUGCUUUUUGUGCCUUCUUUUUUGAUCAGAUUAGUGUUCAUGUGGGAUUAUAUCAUGUAGAAUUUUCUACUUUCCGCGGAUUCUGUGUGUGCUCUUUUCUAUGAGAAGCUAGGUUUUAUGAUAUUAUGUAGAAGUUGCUAGAAUGUU
Molecule: messenger RNA, 1071 nt
Organism: Ananas comosus (pineapple)
Lineage: Eukaryota; Viridiplantae; Streptophyta; Magnoliopsida; Poales; Bromeliaceae
Product: U1 small nuclear ribonucleoprotein A
Exons: 5
Coding region: 117-854 (245 amino acids)
Biological process (GO): mRNA splicing, via spliceosome
Cellular component (GO): U1 snRNP
Molecular function (GO): U1 snRNA binding
Source: RefSeq, a predicted model, not a curated record